CGGAACUGGAGCCCCAGCGGGCACAGCCCAUGAUGGAAGCUCCAGCCUCCACGUCCUCCCGGGAGCCACUGGCAGCAGAGCUCGGGCCGACCCCGGCUCGCCUCCCGCUGGACUCCAUGUUCAGCCCCAUCACUGACCAGCUCCGUUACCUGCUCAGGAAGGCGGAUGACUUUCAAAGCUACUUGCUCUACAGGGACCGAGUACAGAAGGAACAGCUAGCCAAGGCCAUGCCCACCUUCUUAACUAUGUGUGAACCUUACUUCCUAUACCUUGAGGCUGCGGCAAGGAGUCUCCCUCCUAUCUACGGAGCCCUGCAAGAGUUGGUCCGGAAGGGGCUGCUGGAGAUCUCCCAGCAGCUAACCCUGCGCUUGGAACAGUUAGUUCUCAUGUAUGCCUCCUUUGGGUUCGUCGACCUGGAGGAAACUAACCCUUUGAGCAUCUCCUGCUUCUUCUGCGGGAGGUUCUCCAUUAGCCCCUCCCACGAUGUGUCCAUCUUCCGAUACUGCACACCAGCAGCGUACACUGCCAGUCACUUCCCAAGAUACCUCUAUAAGAAGAUGCGCUGGAACCUGGAAACCACUACAGAGGCCAGCAGUCAAGGAGCAAACUCCCACGUGGAUUACUACUUCUUGUGUUAUCGAGAUACAUGGGAGGAUGCAGGCCAGGGACCAGCCAAUUCGUGCCCCCAGAUCCAGAAACUCUGGUCCAUUGGCCGAUGGAUGCCCCUAGGACCCGCAGAGGAUGAUCUUGAUUCAUGGAUUUUGUGCCCCCAGCCACCCGGGGACUACCAGCAGCUACUAACCAUCGGCUUCGAGGAGCCGUCGCACGUGCUGGCCACCGACCUGCUGGUGCAGAUCCUCAUGGGCCAGGCAGGCCCCGCCCGGCCCCCCAGCGCUGCUGGGCCCGCGGCUUGGGCAGCCCCGGCAUCCUGAGUCCCAGGAGAAGGUGCCAGCUGGAGCCUGAACAACCCCAAACUCCAGGCAGGAAGAGAUGUGGGCUGCACUGAGUACGCCCCGGCACGGGCCACCGAACACCAAAUGCUGGCAGACUUUUCUGUUAAUAAAAGAGCAAGGUCAGAG
Messenger RNA from Grammomys surdaster, 1079 nucleotides. RefSeq names its product chromosome unknown C19orf67 homolog (gene CUNH19orf67). The coding region runs from base 30 to 932 and encodes 300 amino acids. The transcript is spliced from 6 exons. Lineage: Eukaryota; Metazoa; Chordata; Mammalia; Rodentia; Muridae. The record is from RefSeq and is a predicted model, not a curated record.